GCUCAAUGGCCAGUGAAUCUAUUGUGUCAGAAACGGAAGUGAACCAAGUUGUCCCUCUUGUGGAAAGACGAAAACAGUGUCUCUUGUGCCCCUUACCGAGGGAAUUUCUGCGCGUCUUACCUUAUCACGGAGGUGUAUUCACUGAAGGGACUGCACGCAGAGAAGAUCGGUUUCUGGAACUUGCUAUCGUUGAGGCUCGUCUAAACAGAAAAUACAGUUUUACUCCACUGAAUUCGUACUGCCGAAUUCGUUUGGGCGAUUCACGGUAUGAGACUCAAACCGCCACGGGUUCCUCCAAACAUCCUCUCUGGAAUGAGGUUUGUCGACUUCCAAUUCGAGGUGGCAUCACUCACUUGUCUGUCGUGGUGAUGAACGAAGGUUUGUUACUGGGAGAUUCGAAAUUAGCUUGGACGACCAUUCCGCUGCCUCAGUCCCUCUUCGAAGGUGCAACUACGGAUAUGUGGUAUGAACUGAGUGGAAAACAAGGCCAAGACAUGGAGGGCGCUAUUCAUCUCACUAUGCGCGUGCGGGUUGCUGUUCAAUUGGUCCCAAAUUACGCCUUGCCGUCCUCAGCUCCAUCCGCUCCCCAGGCUAGAUCAACCAAUGUUCCUACUGAUGCAGUUCCUCCGGCCCCACCUGCAAGUCCGGCUAGACCCAUUACCGCGGAGGACGUGCAAGCCGUGAAAGAGGUUUUCCCUGCAAUCGGUGAAGACACCAUUCGUGAUUUGUUACAGUCAAUGGAUGCGGAUCGUGAUGCCGUUACCAGCGAACUGUUGCGCAUGACCACCGAGUCGUGAUUUGAAUUAUCCAAUGAUUCUUUUUCCCGUCAUCGCUUCCUCCCUCUCCUCUCACCGAGUGUCUUUCUCUUUGUAACCUGUGUGUUCUGCUGUCAUUUCGUCUUCAUCUGAUCUACUCACGUAGUUUGCUCUUUUCGCCACAUCCAUUUUGAGCUCCAUUGCCAUCAGCUGUUGUGUCUAAUAGUACUUCGGGUUCUUCUACCAAUGGCCCA
Molecule: messenger RNA, 1009 nt
Organism: Dicrocoelium dendriticum
Lineage: Eukaryota; Metazoa; Platyhelminthes; Trematoda; Plagiorchiida; Dicrocoeliidae
Source: the annotation of a GenBank genome assembly